AUGAGUGAAGAGAGAGAAGAGGAGAGUAAAGAAGUAGUCCAGGUUGUUGAGGCGAAGGAUGAUGAGAAAGAAUCAUGUACGGCACUAAAUGGCGACACAAGUGAUACUAAGAAAAGGAAGGAGGGUGCAGAGGAUUAUGGGCAGGUCGUGGUGAAGAAGCGUGCCCUGCCUAGUGAGGACGCGAGUGCGCAGGUGAGUGCACAGGAGGAUGGUGCCGUAGAGGUGCAAGUGGAGGAGGAAGAAGAAGAGAAUGAUGAGGUAGGUGAAGGAGAAGAAGAUGAUGAGGAGGAGGAGCAGGAGGAUGAAGAAGAAGAUGAUGAUGAUGAGGAGGAGGAUGAUGAUGACGAACGAGACGCGCUCGACGACGGCGCGGAUGAAGACCCCUACAUGCUCAAAGACGCGACGUACAUCCAAAAGAACGAGCUCUGGCGAAACCGACAGAGAGUCCUGAUCGUGAGGUCGCCGCUAAAAAAAAAGAACUGCAAAUCGUUCGUCGAAAAUUUAAAGCUGUUGCUGCCGCAUCAUAAGACGGAAAGCAAGUGGAACAAAAAGGACAAAAAAAGCGACCUAUGCGACAUAAGCUACAGCAGAAACUGCAAUAACAUUAUCUUUUUUGAUAUAAAAAAAAAAAGAUAUUGCUUAUGGAUAUGUAAAAAUAAAACAGGACCUUCCUUAUAUUUUGAGAUCUUGGAUUAUAUCCCCCUGCACAGUUUACUCUUUUCGGGGAACUGCUUACUCUAUUCAAGGCCGCUUUUAAUUUUUAGUAAGCCAUUUGAAGAAUUGGAUCACCUGAAAUUAAUCAAAGAGGUUUUCAUUCAAGUGUUCGGGACACCCAAUUACCAUCCGCUAAGCAAACCCUUCUACGAUCACUGCUACAGUUUUGUGCAUGUGAAUAAUUUGAUUUAUUUUAGACAUUACCAAAUAAUGCCCAUAACUUUAGCAGAUUCUAACAAUGUUAAUAAGCAGAAGUUGGUGGAAAUUGGACCCAGAUUUACUCUACAUAUUAUUCGAAUUUUUGAAGAGUGUUUCAAAGGGAGGGUUUUGUACGAAAAUGUAAAGUACAAGAAUUAUGUUUCCCCGCAGCAGCUGCGGAUGGAAAAGAAUGUGCAUAAGAAAAUGAAGAAUUUAAAGAAGAAGAAAAAUAUGUUUAAGAGGAUGAAGUCUAUCCGGACCCCAAUUAAAAUGGACAUAGACUUUUAG
This is a messenger RNA of Plasmodium cynomolgi strain B, 1200 nucleotides long. RefSeq names its product BRIX domain. The coding region runs from base 1 to 1200 and encodes 399 amino acids. The transcript has a single exon. Gene Ontology annotation, biological process: rRNA processing; ribosomal large subunit assembly. Gene Ontology annotation, molecular function: rRNA binding. The record is from RefSeq and is a predicted model, not a curated record. Lineage: Eukaryota; Apicomplexa; Aconoidasida; Haemosporida; Plasmodiidae. Gene Ontology annotation, cellular component: nucleolus.